AGUCCAUCUACUCCAAAAAUCAAUUCUAGCUUUAAUCGCUUUUAAGAUGUCAUCUUUCAAGAAUAUUCUUAUUAUGACGACCCUAGCACUUGCCACUGCUGCAAAUGCCAUAGGCGUUGACCUAGUGAAGAAUGAUGCCAGUGACUGCCCUAAUAACUGGAGCAUCAUUAUUUCUAAGGGCGACAGAAAGUGCUGCUAUGGAGAUCUGUACAACGAUAGUAACGGUGAUCCCAAUUGUUGUGUUGGCGAAUAUGACGAUUUUAGCUUCACGGCUUCACAAUCCAGCUGUUCCACCCCGAUUCCGUUUACUGCAAGCGACUAUUCGAACCUGGUUUCAUCUGCUUCAGCCGCGAUUGCCUCUGGAUCUUCCAGCCCUGCCACAAAUCCUGCUGUCACAACGACGGCCGCUUCCACUGCCACUGGUUCUGUGAUCUCUUCUGGGGCUACUGGUACUACGGG
Talaromyces proteolyticus is the source of this 459-nucleotide messenger RNA. RefSeq lists its product as uncharacterized. The transcript is spliced from 2 exons. The coding region runs from base 132 to 431 and encodes 99 amino acids. NCBI's taxonomy places the organism in Eukaryota, Fungi, Ascomycota, Eurotiomycetes, Eurotiales, Trichocomaceae. The record is from RefSeq and is a predicted model, not a curated record.